CCUCCCUGACCUCCCCCCACCCCUCUCCGAGCGCAGCCGAACCAACCGCCAGCCUGCCUCGCGGAGAGGAAGUUCGCCCGUCGAUAUGCAUGGCGAGCGCGCUCGCUGCAUCGGUGAUGAUUGUCCAUAUGGCGUUACAGAUGAGAGCGAGGAGGAGGACAUACGCGUCCUUCUUGAUCACAUCCGUGGGUUCUACAAGGUGGCGCUCGAUUGGCUGCCGGAAGAGAGCAUCCCCUCGCUGGCACCGAGUCUUCUCAAGGCCGGCAUGUGCUUCGGCGUUCUCGACCCAGUAUCCAACAUCAUCGCCAACACCAUAGCCUACUACUCCGCUCCACCCAAGACGCCCAGGGGACCCGAGGAGGAGGAGAAGAACGACGGCGAUGACGACGACGAAACGAGGUGCUCCAUCCUCUGCAAGAUCAAAGCCGACCCCCACGACAGACGCAUCUACAACAUGUUUCUGUCCCCAAAGGAGAUGAAUGGUAUGACCAUUGCGCGGAGGUCGCUGCAAGGUCUCGUCAGCUUCCUCACAUUCUACUUCCGCUACUUCUCCUACACGGAAGCCAUUCGCUACCUGCGCCUGGCCGGGGCUGACCUCCUCAUCGCCAUGAGGCUCAUCAAGCUAGAUCAUUGCAAGACCCUCGAUUUCAACUUCACCUCCCCCACCGCAAGGAUAGCCCUCUUCUGUGCCGCCAUGUCCGCUGCGCACCCAAGGCCGGCCGUCCUGCUAAGAGCGGCCAUGUCGCUGGGUUCUCGGAUGGUUAUGGUCAACAACUUACUAUUGUCCGGAGACCGCGACCUCACACCUAAAUCCAUCAAGCACCUCACCAAGUGGCUCCGCCAAGAUGCCAAGACUCUCAAAGACAAACUCAAAUGGCUUCCGAUGAGUCUUGCUGAAUCGCGUCACCAGGAUAGACAAGAGAAUAAGAAGAGAAAGAGGAACGUGCCCACACCACCCGUACACAAGCAGGUGGGGACUUUCGCAUACACGCAGUCCCUCAAGCUCUUGCUUCUCGGCAAGAUCCAUGCUCUCUACCUAGAAGCACUCGCCCUCAUGCCCCGGGAUGCCUUGCUCAAGCGUCACCACUGCAACCUCAUCAAGGGUGGCUACUGCUACGGGCCCAUGGACCCCGUCUCCAACAUCAUCCUCAACACUAUCUGGUACGGCGCUACAUUUCCGAUGCCCCAACAAUUCGACUUCAACUUCGAUGCCAACAUGAUAUGCACCAGAUCCCUUGAUCGUCUUGAGUGCUGCUCCCUCUACGGCCUCGUUGCCUUCCUCCGCACCCGCUUCCCCACCCUCACAGAGACUGAUUCUCUCUUGUAUCUUCUUAAAACCAAUGCCGACAUUGGGAAAUCUGUCCAACACAUAGAACAAGAUGGCCAUGCUCUUUCUGUCUCUUACCUCGAUGGCCUCAAGGUAGCGGCGGUUCACUCAUGGCAUCCUGACCCUGACGCACUCCUCUCCUCCGUGGGUCUGCAUUCCACUGAUUUCUCUUUUAUGCGGGAUUCCACAAUUAGAUAUUCCAGACUUGAGCGCCUUGUUACUUCUCUGCUACCCAAGUCUCCUCCUGCCAACUCAGAGGAGUAUGCUCAGCAACUGAGCAAGGCAUCCUCAAGCUCAGUGAUCUUAAAUGAAAACCAGAAAAUGUUGAUUCCGGCGGCUAAACAAAAAUUUAAGGCUGAUCAAGGAUUCUUUGUCAAAAAGGUCAAUGCUGCAUUGAAGAAAUUUUCUCAGCAAAAAGGGGUGGACUAUGAACUUCAUAUUAUUUGCGGUGUCAAUAUUGAGGUUACUGAACGAUCAAGUGUUGAUCUGUUCAAGAGGAACUUCAAAUAUGAGUACUUCCAUAUCAACUUUUUGGCAACCGCCAAGGGAUCAAAUGAUGCUAGCGCAUCUCCAGAACUGUUCUUCGCCGAAUGCAGCAAUAGUGAUAAAGAUGAAGAGAAAAGGCCAUCCGUGUGUUUCCCUGUCAAAUGUUCCUGGGUAGAUGAUGCUCGCUGCUUUUGCUGUGAGAUGAAUGGAAUAAAGAUCGUGCACCCAUACCUUGAAAAAUAUCACGGGCUUUAUGAUUUCAAAAAAAUCGCUUCUAGAGAACAUGGUGUCCUGAAUGACCACAUCAUUAGUGCAUAUGAUUUGCAUGCUGACCGGAUGUGUACAAUCCAAGAUGACUGGAUCUACUUCAAUCCUGAGAUGGAUGCACUGAUUGCUGAGAAGAAUCCUAUUAAAGAUUGGGCUAGAAAGAUUCGGGAAUGGGGUAGAGUCUUUUGAUUUGAUAAUGUAAAGCAGCGAUGACGUUAAAUUCUAGAUGCUUUGUUGACAGCUGAGGCACUCUGUAAUAUAUGCUAUAGAACUUGUUUGUUGACAGCUGAAGUACUCUUAUGUUAUAGAAUUCUGGAUGGUUUGUUAUCAUUUGAGAUAUUAAGAUGGUUUGUUAUUA
Messenger RNA from Lolium rigidum, 2438 nucleotides. RefSeq lists its product as uncharacterized. Bases 86 to 2269 code for a protein of 727 amino acids. NCBI's taxonomy places the organism in Eukaryota, Viridiplantae, Streptophyta, Magnoliopsida, Poales, Poaceae. The transcript has 3 exons. The record is from RefSeq and is a predicted model, not a curated record.